This is a messenger RNA of Haliotis rufescens (red abalone), 3153 nucleotides long. RefSeq names its product glutamate receptor ionotropic, kainate glr-3-like. Gene Ontology annotation, molecular function: transmitter-gated monoatomic ion channel activity involved in regulation of postsynaptic membrane potential; glutamate-gated receptor activity. Gene Ontology annotation, cellular component: postsynaptic membrane; plasma membrane. The record is from RefSeq and is a predicted model, not a curated record. NCBI's taxonomy places the organism in Eukaryota, Metazoa, Mollusca, Gastropoda, Lepetellida, Haliotidae. The coding region runs from base 84 to 1493 and encodes 469 amino acids. The transcript has 5 exons. Gene Ontology annotation, biological process: modulation of chemical synaptic transmission; monoatomic ion transport; synaptic transmission, glutamatergic.
CUGAGACAUGGGGUCACAAGGCGAGAUUCAUACCAUCUCAAUGCCUUGUUCAGCUGCACGACUAACAGUCUACCGCUUGAAUAAUGACGCCACAAGCUCUCCUGUCUAUCGUGAUCGCGAUAUGCAUUUCUCAGAGUUCAAGCCAGUCUCUAAGUGGCCGAAAUCUUAGAAUCACCACCAUACACGCACCACCUUUGGUGGUUGUCAAUAGCAACAUUUCACAGAGUAGGUACGGUGACCGGUACGAGGGCAUCCUCAUCGACAUCAUCUCCAAGAUCGCUCGUCAAGCCAACUUCACAUUUGACAUACACGUCGUCAACGACAACCAAUACGGCUUCGAGUCAUCCCCCGGACAAUGGAAUGGCAUGAUCGGGGAGGUGAUCAAUAACGUGGCAGACAUCGCUGCAGCUCCUCUUACCAUCGCUUCCAGGAGGGCCGGCGUCAUCAGCUUCUCCCAGCCCAUCAUGGACGCCGGCAUCCGCAUCCUGUACAAGAAGCCCACGACGUCCAUGUACAACCAGUCCCUCCUCAUCCUCCUCUCGCCCUUCACCACCGGACUGUGGUUCAUGAUCCUCGCAUCCUUUGUUGUGGCCAGCCUCAUCUUCUUCGCCAUCGGGAAGCUGAGCCCGUAUGAGGAACUUCAGGACAACCCCCACGUCGGCGACGACAUCCCUCUUACUACCACGCUCAUCAACGCCUUCGUCUACACCAUCAGUUCCUUCAUGCACCAAGAGAGAGCAGGGGUUCCACGCUCCACUUCUGGCCGCAUCAUGUCCAUCUUCUGGUGGAUUUUCACCACCCUGGUUUUUACCACAUUCGCCGCCAACUUCACAGCGUUCCUCUUGGUCAGACCCCCCGACAUUCGCACCAUCCCCUUCAUGUCCUUCGACGAGCUGUCCAAGCAAACUGACGUCAAGUACGGCACUCUGGCUAAAGGCUACACCAACUACUACUUCUCCAAGUCCAAGAGACCUCUGGAACAACGCCUGUGGAAGAAGAUGUCUUCCGACGCCACCCUGAUGGCCAAGAGCGUGAGUGAAGGUGUGGCCCGCGUCAGAAAUGAAAACUACGCUUUCAUCAUGGAAGGUCCUACGGCUGAGUUCCUCUCUGGUCAAUAUCCCUGCGACACCAUGGUCGUUGGAGAACCCUUGGACGACAGAGCCUACGGAUUCGCCUGCGGGCAGAACAGCGAUGUAUGUACCCUUCUCAACCCCUACAUCCUGAAACUGAAGCAGAACAGUUAUCUGUCCAACAGGAGAAGAAAAUGGAUGAAGAAUUACCAAUGUAGCUAUGGUGGAAAGAAUGAAAUCAAGAUCAGGGGAAGUCCCGUGGUGGAUGUGUUUGGCAUUUCAGGAAUAAGGUUGGAGACCCAGCUGUCCUUCAACAGGUUCUCUGCCGCUCUGUUUAUUCUCUUGGCUGGUGUUGUGCUAAGUUUGAUCGUUUUGGGAGGGGAGAUAUUUUAUGUUAGUAAAUUUGGUCUCCCUCAAAAGUAGUUUCUGAGAUUCUGACUUCUUUGCAAUAGGUCGGUUUUGCGGAUGUGAUGUUCGGUUGAUGAACUGUACGCUGGUGUAGGUUAGAUAAUUCGGAGGGAAAAUAUUUCAUGUCAAUCACCCCUCCCAAACGUACUUUAUCAUGUAUAAGAAUUUGUCCAUGGAAAUAGGUUUUCUCUGCUGAAGUCAAGCUAUGAUACGUUUGAUUGUGUUUAGAGGGAAGACACAUUUCCCUCCUCAUUAUAUGUUCUCCCUAAAAAGUAGUUUGAGUACGUAUAUCUUUUGAAGUUAGCAUAUUAGCGAAAAUCUGUAUGAGUUAUACUCCAUGAAAAUGUACAUGUACUUGAUUUAAGUAAAAUAUUCAGCCGCAGUGGUUGAAGAUAAAUGUGUAUGAGCAAAUGUCGUCAGUAGUUUGUAGGUCAAGUUUAUCAUUUGUAACGUGUUUAAAGGUACUCGAAACAAGAAAGUGUAGCAGCUCAUUUUGAAAGUCAAUAAUCAAACCCCUAUUGCCUGGACAAUUUAGCUUCUCCUUCAAUGUGAAGAAAUUAAGCAAGCUGAAAAAUGUUUUCCCAUGUUACCAUAGGUCAUUAAAACAUUACACAUGUGCCGUCUUUACAACAGAGGCAGUGUGGUGACCAGUCGUCAAAGGCGACGGAAUUCGCCGUGCCUGAAACCUGUGAUCGUUGGUUCGAAACGUGGACUCGCCCCGACUUGAAUCGUAGUUUCUUAGUCAAUCGGCACCAUAUCCGUGUUCAUGGGAAUCACGAAAACGUUUAACAACAAAGACAUCCCAAGGUUUGUCAGAACUAGGUCGGUGGUUAUGGGUUUCGUAACGUCUAAGACUGCAUCACUUUCCUCUCAGAUCAAGUUGUCACGCCGUGAUAUAACUGGAAUGCUGUUCAAAGCAGCGUUAAGGAAAACUCAUUCUUCAAAACAUUUCAAUUUACAAUGAACAUUUAAUAUAAUGGGGGCAGAGGUGGUCAAGUCUUCUGAUGCGCUGCAAUUCACUGUGCAGAGUUGCGUCCCUUGGACACUAUUAACCUUGGGGUCGAAUCCUAUUUGCCCGAUUAUGUUUCUAGGUUUGUCAGUACCAUUCGCGUUUUCUUUGGUUUAACUAAAGUGAAAUAGGCCUGUAUCACUUCGGGCUUUCCUCCCACGUUAAGCUGACACGUCGUGAUAUGAAUUGAAUAUUGAUCAAAGCGGAGUUAAGCCAACUUACUCACGUGAUAUAACAGGCAAAACAAAUUUGACAUAUCUUAAAUGGUUAUUUUCAUUGCAAUUGCCUCACUCAUUAUUGUUGGAAGGGUAGUUUAACGUACAACGCCGCACCCAGCAAUAUUACAGCUAUGUGAUGGUGGCCUGUACAUAAUCGAGUCUGGACCAGACAAUCCAGUGAUUGAUAUUAUGAUGAUCGAUCCACGCCAUCGUGGAAAGUUGAUAUGUCAUCAACCAAGUCAGCGAGCCUGACCACUCGAUCCAUUGAGUCCCCUCUUACGACCAGCACAGGGUGCCAGGGAUCAGUUUUAACCUGGAUUCCGCAUGGAUUCUCUCAUCGUCUUCAGCAUCAUCACACCAGAAUUUAACUGAAUCGAUGUAUUUGCCACUUGUACAGUAUCGGGAUGUCCAUAUGUAAGUGCAGUUGUCCAUGGCCAGUUGCAAUAAA